Diospyros lotus (date-plum) is the source of this 1686-nucleotide messenger RNA. RefSeq names its product IAA-amino acid hydrolase ILR1-like 3. The transcript has 5 exons. Gene Ontology annotation, biological process: auxin metabolic process. The record is from RefSeq and is a predicted model, not a curated record. Gene Ontology annotation, molecular function: IAA-Ala conjugate hydrolase activity. Gene Ontology annotation, cellular component: endoplasmic reticulum. Bases 203 to 1492 code for a protein of 429 amino acids. NCBI's taxonomy places the organism in Eukaryota, Viridiplantae, Streptophyta, Magnoliopsida, Ericales, Ebenaceae.
UCUUCUGGGAAAUUAUGCGUCUUGACUCUUUGAUGAUCAAAAUCGUACCCAGGCAGCAAGUCAUCACUAUUUUAACAAACUUCUGAUAAAAUCUUCUGCCAGUCACUCUCCUCUCCCCUCCCCUUUUCAUGAUCUGGGUGUUGUUGAUUUUUGAUUUCUUGUCUCAAAUCACUGAUUUUCCGCUCUUUACUUCGAGUGAUUCAUGGGAUUCACGAGAUUCAGUUGUGUGACCAUUCUGCUUCUCUUGGUGGCCUCAUCGCAUGCAGUUCAGGGCAGCUACGACCAGGGCUACGCAAAAUCGAUUCUGAGCUCGGCCAGGAGAGAAAAAAAUUGGCUAGUCUCGAUAAGAAGGAAAAUCCAUGAAAACCCAGAACUUAGAUUCGAAGAACACAACACCAGUGCCCUGGUUCGGAGAGAGCUCGACAGGCUUGGCAUCUCCUAUGCUUACCCACUAGCCAAAACGGGUUUGGUUGCCCAAAUUGGCUCUGGUUCUCGCCCCGUCGUUGCUCUUCGUGCCGAUAUGGAUGCCCUUCCUUUGCAGGAGCUAGUUGAGUGGGAGCAUAAGAGCAAAAUAGAAGGGAAGAUGCACGGAUGUGGACACGAUGCUCAUACAACGAUGCUGCUUGGUGCUGCUAAGUUGCUCCAUGAAAGGAAGGAUUUUCUUAAGGGAACUGUGAGACUUAUUUUUCAACCUGCCGAGGAGGGUGGUGCUGGUGCAGCUUACAUGAUGAAGGAAGGUGCUCUUGGUGAUGCUGAGGCAAUUUUUGGGCUGCACAUUGAUGCUAAAAGACCCACAGGAAACAUUGCAACUAUUUCUGGACCUUUUCUAGCUGCUGUAUCCUUCUUUGAAGCAAGGAUAGAAGGAAUUGGCGGGCAUGCUGCAGAACCGCACACUAGUGUGGAUCCGAUACUUGCUGCAUCAUUUGCAAUUUUGGCAUUGCAACAGCUCAUCUCGAGAGAAGUAGAUCCCCUCGAAAGUCAAGUACUAUCUGUUACUUAUGUCAGAGGUGGAACAACAUGGAACGUUAUCCCACCAUAUGUAGAAAUAGGGGGCACUUUAAGGAGUCUUACAACGGAAGGUUUGAACACACUUCAACGUAGGGUCAAAGAGGUCAUUGAAGGACAGGCAGCUGUACAAAGAUGUACUGCACAAGUUGCUGUGAACUAUGACGAACACCCUCCAUAUCCAGCUUGCGUGAAUGAUGAGCGUUUGCAUGAGCAUGUGAAGAAAGUUGGAGAGCUCGUACUGGGUCCUGAGAAUGUCAAGCCGGGCAACAAGGUGAUGGCAGGCGAGGAUUUUGCAUUCUACCAAGAAGCGAUUCCCGGGUUCAUGUUUAGUAUUGGAAUAAGAAACGAAGAGCUAGGCUCGGUUCACUUGCCACAUUCCCCAUACUUCUUUCUCGACGAGGAUGUGCUUCCAAUCGGGGCCACUCUACUCACUGCCAUUGCUGAGACAUAUCUAAAUGAUCAUCAAGAAUCCGUUUUGCAGUAAGGAUUUCUCAGCCAAAGUUGGAUGAAAUUACAUGUAAUUCCACAAUAGUAAUGGGAUAAAGUUUCAGAAUGUAUAAUAAACAUGAACAAAAUUUGGUGUUUGUAACGUUGUGACAGACUUGAUGCUUGUACAUUUAUUGUUGACCAUUUCCUUUUCUUUACAAAGGCCUUUCAAUCAACUAUCCCAUUUACCCA